AUGGCUUCGUCGUUCGAGGUGUAUUGUCAUAAGUCCUCCUUGUUUUCGUCUAGCUUCAAUCGCUUUGCCAAGUUCCGAGAAGAGUCGAAAGCAAUCGACGUUGUCAUCAAAUCUGGCCCGCUUGUAUUUGAGGCCCAUCAACUCGUCCUUGCCUCGGCUAUUCCGUAUUUUGAGACACGACUAAUGUCAUCAUGGAAAAAGGGAGAUGAAAUCUCAGUUGAGAUUCCAGGAGUAGAUCCAACGACAAUCACCUCAGUGAUUGCAUGGGCUUAUACUGGCGAGAUCAAACUUACAAAUGAAACCGUUCAGUCGGUACUCAUUGUGGCUCAAUAUCUCGGAAUGGAACAAGUCAUCACAGCUUGCUUCGAUUUUAUUGAGAACCACUUGAAUUCGGAAAAUGUUCUCGAUGUCUUGCAACUAGCAGAGCAGAUCUUUCGCCCCGAUUUGGCGCUUCGAGCUCGGCAAUAUAUCGACCGACACUUUUCUGACUUUUUUCGACUUCCUGUUUGGACAAGCGCGCCUGCUGAAUUGGUAAUGAGCAUUUUUGGUUCGUCUGAUCUGUAUGUCAAGCAAGAGGCGACUGUGUGGGCUGCCCUCAAAAUCUGGCUCAUGGCGAAUCAAUCUUGCGAGGCAAAGCUUAUUUUUGAAAUGCUCAGCCAAGUUCGCUUGCACCUACUUCCUCCAGAAUGUCUUCGCGACGAUGUCCUUACCGUCGAUUUGAUUUCAAGCAACGCCAAAUGCCGAGCGUUGAUAGAUAAUGCUCUUAACCCAAAUGCAAAAAACAACCGAAAGCGAAAGAUUUCCGAGGAGAAUGUUGAAGAAACAUGUAACGAAGGCAAACUAUUAACCACGAGAUGGUGCUCUCACUUGGAGAAUGACAUUUAUAUUCUGACUACAUUGGCCGAUGGCUUUGAUUCUUAUGACAAUGCCCCCGACUUCUAUAAAGGACAACAUAUGGUUGUUCGGUUUGAUGCUUACUCAAAGAAAUGUGAGCCAAUGGCACCGAUGAAGCGGUUUCGUCAAAAUUAUGCGGUAGCUGUCUUGAAUGGAAUGAUCUACGCGCUAGGUGGAAACGAUUCCAACGUAGUAGAGCGAUACGACCCUCGAACGAACAAAUGGGAAUUCGUUGCUAAUAUGCUGUGCUCGGACCGACUGUGGCCGGCAUGCACAGUUAUGAAUGGCCGUAUCUAUGUGUUUGGUGAAAAUGGAAAAGAAUCAGCCCUCAACGAAUGUUACGACCCAAAAAAUAACGCCUGGGAAGAAGUGCCUGCUAUGCAAGUUCCUCGAAGCGCUGCAGCAGCAGUUUGCUUUGAGGAAAAAUAUAUAUUACUGGAGGAAUUGUCUACGGCAAUGGAGGAAUGGACGAAAGCUCCGCCAAUGCUGAGUCUUCGAUCUGAUCACGGAAGCCUGGUCUAUCAUAGAAAGCUUUGGGUUAUCGGCGGUGAUAACGGCCCCACCACGAUGCGAGAUUGUGAACAAUUUGAUUUUGCCUCUGAGCAAUGGACACGCGUUCAGUUUCUAAACUCUGCGCGAUCUUCCGUCGGCGUCGCUUUAUCAGCAAACCGAAUCUAUGUAUUCGAUGGCGACGAUGGAGAAGGCGACUCGUUCGAAAUUUAUGAUCCCGAAAAGGGCUGGUCUUCCUCGAAUUAUACGAACCGGAGGCCACCAGGAAUAGGCCAGGGCCUCUACGGCGAUUUCAUCCGGGCAAUGCAGGGAGGCCACCAUGACAAACAGCACAAGGUCGACUUCAAAAAGCGCAACUACGGGCCCCACGAGAACGUCGACAGAUUCGACAUGAUGCUGAACGAUUGUCUCGACAAGGCGUUCGCUUCGAACAACCUUGACAUUGGUCUCGACAAGUUCCUUAGUUUCAUGAACAAAUGCGAGGCGGAAGUGCUCGCAACCGUCGCAGGAAAAGUCUUAGCAGAUGUAAAAGAGCACAAGGUCGAUUCACUUUCUAUUAUGGGAAUCAUGUAA
This is a messenger RNA of Oikopleura dioica, 1977 nucleotides long. The record is from the annotation of a GenBank genome assembly. NCBI's taxonomy places the organism in Eukaryota, Metazoa, Chordata, Appendicularia, Copelata, Oikopleuridae.